Molecule: messenger RNA, 2740 nt
Organism: Amaranthus tricolor (Joseph's coat)
Lineage: Eukaryota; Viridiplantae; Streptophyta; Magnoliopsida; Caryophyllales; Amaranthaceae
Product: ABC transporter G family member 22
Exons: 11
Coding region: 148-2394 (748 amino acids)
Cellular component (GO): membrane
Molecular function (GO): ATP hydrolysis activity; ABC-type transporter activity; ATP binding
Source: RefSeq, a predicted model, not a curated record
CUUGAGUUCUUCAUUGAAUUUGCCCCUUCAAGCAAAUCACCUCCCUUCUCUCUCUCUCUCUUCUCCUUCACCAAUAAAUCUCUUCUUCCUUUUAAGGAACUCUGGCUCCUUCAAUAUUCUGCAAACACAAGAUAUCCAGACCCAGUGAUGGACAAGGUGAACUCAACGAUUGGCCUAGUACGGACAAAAUCCGAUCAGCUAGUUGAAACAGUGGCGGCAGCCAUGGCAGCGAUGAAAUCCUCGCCGUCGACCGACGGGACAUCCAACGCCGCCAUGGGGCCAACAGCAGAAGGUUCUAGAAAAUCAAGCCGUAGAAUAACUUCACCAGGAGGAACAAGGAACAGUAGCAGCAGACACUACAACAGUCACAUAAGGAAGACAAGAAGCGCUCAGUUAAAACUAGACAUUGAUGAUCUUAGCAAUGGUGCGGCACUCAGUCGAGCCUCAAGUGCUAGCUUGGGUCUCUCUUUCUCCUUCACUGGCUUCAAUCUUCCUCCUGAAGAUAUUGCUGAUUCUAAGCCUUUUAGUGAUGAUGAUGACAUUCCUGAAGAUAUUGAAGCAGGACCGCGAAAGAAGAGGAUCGAAGCAGAACCAACUUGGCCUAUCUGUUUGAAGUUCAAAGAAGUGACAUACAAGGUUAUUCUUAAAGGAGUGACUUCUUCUGAAGAGAAGGAAAUCUUACAUGGGAUCACAGGUUCAGUAGAUCCAGGAGAAGUUCUUGCUCUCAUGGGACCUUCAGGAAGUGGAAAAACGACGCUACUGAACGUGCUUGGAGGAAGGCUAAGUCAGCACAAAACCGGUGGUUCCGUCACUUACAAUGAUGAACCUUACUCAAAGUACCUGAAAAGCAGGAUCGGGUUUGUAACUCAAGAUGAUGUUCUUUAUCCGCAUCUUACUGUACGAGAAACGCUGACAUUCGCUGCAUACCUACGUCUGCCAAAAACGUUAACCAAACAGCAAAAGAAACAACGAGCUUUGGAUGUUAUCGGUGAGCUAGGUUUAGAAAGGUGUCAGGACACUAUGAUAGGUGGUUCGUUUGUUCGUGGAGUUUCGGGAGGAGAAAGAAAGAGAGUUUGUAUCGGGAAUGAGAUCUUAAUCAACCCGUCCCUUCUCUUCCUAGAUGAACCGACAUCAGGCUUGGAUUCCACAACCGCAUUAAGGAUCAUCCAGCUAUUGCAUGAUAUAGCUGAGGAUGGAAAGACAGUCAUAACUACAAUCCACCAACCAUCAAGCAGACUAUUCCACAAGUUCGACAAAUUGAUACUUCUAGGAAAAGGAAGCUUACUUUAUUUUGGAAAGGCGUCACAAGCGAUAGAGUAUUUCUCUUCUAUUGGGUGUAGCCCUUUGAUAUCGAUGAACCCUGCAGAGUUCCUGUUAGACCUUGCUAAUGGGAACUUGAAUGAUGUAACUGUACCCUCUGAAUUAGAAGAUAAAGUCCAUAUCGACAUUCCAGAAACUGACAGAACUAAUGGUAAACCUUUUGCAGCAGUAAUCCAUGAGUAUCUGGUGGAGUCCUACGAAUCACGUGUCGCACAGAAGGAAAAGAAGAAGCUGGUAUCUAAUGAAACAAAUGAUAAAGAUUUCAAGUCACUAAAGUCAUUCGCAAAGCGAGAAUGGGGAGCAAGCUGGUGGCAACAAUAUUCCAUUUUAUUUAGGAGAGGAAUCAAAGAGCGACGACAUGAGUAUUUUAGUUGGCUGCGGGUAACCCAAGUUUUGGCCACUGCCGUUGUGCUCGGAUUGCUCUGGUGGCAUUCUGAUACCAAAACUGAAAAGGGUCUAGAGGAUCAGGCAGGACUCCUAUUCUUUAUUGGGGUCUUUUGGGGUUUCUUUCCAGUCUUCACAGCAAUUUUCGCGUUUCCUCAAGAAAGAGCCAUGCUUCAGAAAGAAAGAGCAGCGGACAUGUAUAGAUUAAGUGCCUAUUUUCUUGCAAGGACGACAAGUGACCUUCCGCUUGACCUUGUCCUUCCAGUUCUCUUUCUGCUGGUAGUCUACUUCAUGGCCGGCCUAAGGCUUGACGCUGUCACAUUUAUUCUAACAGUGCUGACAGUUUUCCUUUGCAUUGUAGCUGCCCAGGGACUUGGACUGGCGAUAGGUGCUUCGUUAAUGGAUAUAAAGAAGGCAACCACUCUUGGCUCUGUAACUGUAAUGACCUUCAUGUUGGCUGGUGGUUACUUCGUAAAGAAAGUUCCGGUAUUCAUAGCCUGGCUCCGUUAUCUCUCCUUCAACUACCACACCUAUCGGCUACUUCUCAAAGUACAUUAUGAGCAUCACAUUCAAACCACAAGUUGGAUGAAAUUUGACAGCGGCUUGGAGGAAGUUAGUGCUCUGAUUGCCAUGGUCUUUGGCUACAGACUACUAGCAUACAUAUUCCUAAGGAGAAUGCGGCUUCAGUAAUCAGUGAUUAGCUAUAUCCCCCAAUACAUACAUCGGAUUACGAGCAAGGCACGAGCUUCCUCUUUUUUACUGGACUUCAGCAGCCAGUUGCCACAGUCAGAGUUAAGGAUAAGCGAAAUGCAACCUACCAGAGGCUUAUCAAACUGCAGCUGUCCAAUGUGUGUGGAGAUAUUGUGCAAAAUAUCUUGAUAUAAGUGUUUUUCUAUUGAUCUAAGCCUUAAUUUUUCAGCUUUAUUCCAAGAAUUAUUGUUAGUGUAUUUUAAACAGUGUAAAGAGCUUCAAGUGAAGGAAAACAGAGAGCUAAUUCAGUGAAAACAAGCCAAAAUUCAAGUACUGUAGUAAAUUG